GCCACGGUCGACUUUCAAUUCUUCUUCCAAUCUUCCUUCCUCUCUAAUUCUUCACCUGCAACUUGCCUGGCUCUUUUUCUUCAGGUAGUUCUGAAUUUCUGGUUUGUCGCUUGAGAAAUGGUUCUUCAAGCAGGAGCUUUUUCAUGCUUUAGCUCAAUUCCUUCCGGCCGAAUCUCGAGCUCCAAUCGCCAACCCUCCUCUCUAACGACUUCCAAUUUCAUCUCAAUUAGAGGUAGGAAUGGUAGAACGUGUGAGUUCCAUGACUUGCACAAGGAGCUAGUCCCUUAUGCUGAAGCUUGGAAGUGGCAGAAGGACAUUGUUGCAGAGAAAAAAGCUCUGAUUGAAACCAAUCAGGAUUGCCCUGAUACAUUGAUUGUCCUCCAGCACCAUCCUGUCUAUACUUUGGGUAUGGGUAGUUCAUUAGAGCACCUUAAUUUCGACAUGGAUGAUGCUCCAUUUGAUGUUUAUCGAACCGAGAGAGGUGGAGAAGUUACGUAUCAUGGACCUGGACAGUUAGUUAUGUACCCAAUCGUCAAUCUCCGAAACCACAAGAUGGACAUUCACUGGUACCUCAGGGCGCUCGAGGAAGUGAUCAUUCGUGUUCUCUCAUCGGCAUUCUCUAUCGAGGCUUCCCGAGUGGAUGGCUUGACUGGAGUGUGGUUUGGUAUGAUCUUGCUAUGCGAUCAGAAACUGGCUGCUAUCGGGGUGAAGGUUUCUCGGUGGAUAGCAUACCAUGGAGUUGCGUUGAAUGUGACCACAGAUUUGGCUCCUUUCGAAUCGAUAGUGCCUUGUGGGAUUAAGGAUAGAAGGGUUGGCAGCAUCAAGUCAUUGCUGGGUUUAGAUGAUGAUACUCAGCUGAUUGAGACUGCUUAUAAGUCAUUGAUUAAGGAGUUCUCUGAAGUUUUCGAUCUCGGAAUCGACCAAAUAGCUUAUUCGUCCAUUUUGGAUAAAGAUUAGAGCUCUCCUUCAACCUUGGCUUAUAUCAAACAUGAAUACAAAAGUGUAAUGGAACACAUACACCGGCAUUGCUUGACAUUAUUGGUUUCCAGAAAUGUGCUCAUACUUGCAAUUCUUUUACAGACCGGGGAGCUGUUAGAUGCCUUGCUGGACACUCAAAGGCCGCAGCAGUGGCAGCGUUUGCCAGGAUGACGAUGGAGGACUGCAGGAAGCUGUUUAGGGUGGCGACGACGACGAGUUCUGAGUGCUAUUGUCCUUCUUGGGUGGACUUCUCCAAGCCCCAAAAGUUGAAAUGGCUAAACUCUUAUCUGACCAUAGUCUGGCCUUAUAUCAACGAGGCGGCAACUGAGUUGAUAAAGAAGUCUGUUGAACCUACUCUUGAGCUACACAGGCCGGCCAUGGUUCUGUCAUCUCUCAAGUUCUCCAUCUUCACUCUUGGCACAGUUGCCCCUCAGUUCACAGGAAUUUCCAUUCUGGAUUCUGAUAGCAUUGGGAUGACCGUGGAGUUGGAAAUGAACUGGGAUGGAAGCCCUAACAUAGUUCUUGAUUUGAAGACCAGGUUUGCCGGUAUUUCACUGCCUGUACAGGUGAAAGAUAUCGGAUUCACUGGGGUUUUCAGGCUGAUCUUCAAGCCGACGCUUGAGGAGCUUCCUCGCUUGGGGGACAUUCGUUUUUCUCUGCGACAAAAGAAGAAUUUCGACUCUCAGCUUGAAAUUGGAGGCGAUGAGUUCACGUCAAUUCCUGGACUGUUUGGUGCUCUAGAGGAUAUUAUAGGCAAUGCCAUUGUGAACUCAUUUACAUGCCCGGUGCGAACAAUCAAUCUGUGGAAUCCCCUUCCUGGAAUAUCUGAUGCUCUAGAGGUUCGUGACUAUUCAUCCCUUCUCAUAUUUGUUUGGUGAAUAAUUCAACGGUUUCGUGAAUAAUUCGAGUGACUAAACAUGCAGGAUGUCAUAGACAGUGCUAUUGGGAACUCCAUUACUUGGCCGAUACGAAAGAUCGUCCCUGUUCUAUUCAAGUCUCGCAAUCCAUCGAUCCCCCGGCUGCCGAAUCCCCAAAUCCAGCUCUACGUUGCGCUGACAGCAAACAGCUAUAUAAUCCGAACGGCAAACGAUUAUCUACACCGGAAACCUCAGUCCGACGACGGCGAACCCAUCCUCGCACUCGAAGGGAAUGAACCCAAUCCGGCAGCGGUGGGGUUGGCGCAGUGGCAGGAGCAACUCGUCAUGCUGGCAACCCAGACGGCACGCAUUUCGCUGACGAUGCUGGUAGCAGCUUUCCGCAACGGAACCUCCCGCCCGAUCUGGUCAUCUGCUGCUGAGCUCUGUGAUUUGGGUCGUGAUUCCGACAAUGCCACUGUCUAUCUUCGGCGAGCGAGAGCCUUGGCGGAUCGGCUUGCAGCUGUUGGACUCCCUGUCUCGGACGAGAAACUGGUGCGCAGAAUCCUUCGCGGGCUCGGCCCGCGCUAUCGGCCUUUCGUUCGAUCUGUGCUCAGCCGGCCGUUCCCUGUGACGUACGAGGAAUUACAUGGCCUGAUUCUCGAGCUCGACGCGACGAAACUUCCCUCGUCAUGAAAAACUUUUCUACUGGUCAGUCUUUUAAACCAAUGCCUUUACAUAGAAACAUGAAUUUGAAGGGAAAUUGUAAUGGUGCGUGAACUUUGAAACCGACAUUGCUUGACAUUAUUAGUUGCCAGAAAUGAACUCCACAUAUUUACCUCUCAGUCUCUGCCUCUCUAAACUACAAAUGUACAACCUUUGCGGUGGACUGAGGAUCAGAUCCUCUUUAGAAGAUGCUCAGAGUCCGUGGGAGCCGCAACCUCAACCUCUUCCACCUGCUCCUGAAAAGCAAUGGAUGCAAUCCCAGUACAUGUUCCGACAUGAAAUCGUGCCUCGUCAGUAUUCCUACCACCGGUGAUCUCUGCAAGUUUCAAAGACAUGAACUUUAUAGUUAGAAGAAUCACUAGACAAGAUGGGCUUAGUAGUUAGAUAUUAUUAUUAGUUAAUUAUCGGGUCAUUAUUGUUAUUCGUAUUAGUUUAUUGUGUCUUGUUGAGGAAGUUAUUAUUUAAUCGUUGGAAUAGGAUUAGUUUACCUAGUUUGAGAGGGAAAGGGUUGUGAGAGUAGUCCUAUAAAUAUG
Messenger RNA from Linum tenue, 3091 nucleotides. The record is from the annotation of a GenBank genome assembly. NCBI's taxonomy places the organism in Eukaryota, Viridiplantae, Streptophyta, Magnoliopsida, Malpighiales, Linaceae.